Molecule: messenger RNA, 678 nt
Organism: Ostreococcus tauri
Lineage: Eukaryota; Viridiplantae; Chlorophyta; Mamiellophyceae; Mamiellales; Bathycoccaceae
Product: unnamed product
Exons: 1
Coding region: 1-678 (225 amino acids)
Source: RefSeq, a predicted model, not a curated record
AUGUACAAGGAGGCGAACGCGGGGACGGAGAACACGGUGCAAAACGCGGCGAGAGACGUGUUGGGCGUGCUGAAUCGUUUAAAGAUAUAUCCGUACACCCUGAUCGGGCACUCGUACGGGGGUAAGGUGGCGAUGAGCAUGGUGCAUCAGUUCGGUCGAGCGCUGCCGCGUCCAGUGCAGGUUUGGGUGCUCGAUACCGUUCCGGGGGACGUGUGGUGCGACGACGUGGGCGACCAUCCGCGCGAUACGAUUCGAUUCUGCACGACGCUCUCGCGUCCGAUCGACAGUCGGCGCGCGCUUGUGGAGUCUCUCACGGGUGCUGGAUUCACGAUAGAGGGGGCGCAGUGGAUGACGACGAAUCUCAAGGCGGAUGGGAAUGGCAAGUUUGACUGGACGUUUGACUUGGACGGGAUAGCGGAGAUGUACGCCUCGUACGAGGCGUACGAUUUGUGGCCGAUGCUCGAGACGCAGCCCGCGGGAUUGAGUCUGGAUUUCGUCCAAGCCGAGCGCUCGGCGUUCGUUUGGACGCCGGAGGACGUGGAUCGCAUUCGUCGCACCGGCGCGAACGUGCACUUGCUCAAAAAUUCGGCGCACUGGGUGCACAUUGACAAUCCGCUCGGCUUACUCGACAUCCUCGAACCCUCGUUCGAGAACAUGGAGCGAGGCUUCGGCAAAUAG